CUGAAAAUAAAUAUGGCGUCUGGAGGUUUGUGAUCAAAGCAACAACAUCAUCAAAUCAUCGCUCAUUUCUCUCUUAAAAAACUCCAAAAUUCGAGUUUCAAAUUGAAGUUAAGAACCAUGAAUGUCAUUUUAGCAGUAAAGCAAUAUGUCACCAAAAUGAUCGAGGACAGUGGACCAGGGAUGAAAGUUCUUCUUAUGGACAAGGAAACUGUAAGAGAUCAAUAAUCUGUCAUAACAUGACCACCCUUUGCUUAGAUCUUCAUUUAAAAAUGUCUUUUUUUUCUUAUAUUGUAGAUGAUUUAAUAUCAAUAAUUUACACAAAAAGUGGGAUUUGGAUUUCAAUUGAAUUGAUUUGAAUUGAAUUUGAAAUCUGUAUUAUAGUUAAUACAUGUAAGCUUCCAUGUACACUAAGUAAGUCCAGGCUCUUACACACAAAAAUUACACGUAAGCGGUCACUGCUGAGACCAGAGAGAACAGUCCAUCUAAGAGACGGGGGAUGUAAGUAUUUCAAAACCUGAAGUGAACAUCACAAUAUUAUUAUUACUUAUUUGAUCUAUAUACACUCUUCUUCUUUAUUUUAACACUCGUGUAAUUUUGCACUUGUUCCAAAGAAGAACUCUAAAACUAGAGCUAAAAAAAUUGUCAUAGAAAGAAAUUAACGUAAAAGAAACCAAGUGUAAGUCUGUGUAGGGAGUUAAAAUUUCAGAUGCAAUGAAAUAAUGAUUUUCACUAUAAUUUUGAUAAUUUAUUACAUGUUAUUUAUUAUUUCAUUCAUAUAUUUUCUUGUUUUGUCAAAGACUGGAGUUGUGAGCAUGGUAUAUACUCAAAGUGAAGUUUUACAGAAGGAAGUUUAUCUUUUUGAAAGAAUUGACACUAGUGGACGGGAAACGAUGAAACAUCUGAAAGCAAUAUGUUUCCUACGCCCAACAAGAGUAAGUUGCCAAAAUAUGGUCACGUCAGUUUCCUUUUGUUGUUAGCCUGCGUAGCAAGCAUAUCCUUGCGAGGUUCGUCUAGAAAGCUGGGACAAGAGCAAAAAAAAAUGAAUGACGGGGGAGGGGGAGGGGAAAGAAGGAACCGCUUGCCCACAAACCCCACUAUUUUCCAGAAUCGUGGGGUUUGCGGGGAAGCAUUUCCUCUUCUCCCCUCCCCCUCCCCUUUCAACCAUUUUUUUUGCUUCCGCUCUAACUUUGGAGCAAUAACUCGAUUGGAAACGCUUGCUACGUAGGCUAUUUUGUUGUAGGAGGAUGUGAUGACCAGAUAAUUUAAGACAGAAGAUUGAAAAGAUAUCAAAUAUUAAAUUCCCAUGUCACUACAACACAAUAGCUAGCCAAUAAUGUUUUCUGCAGCACCAAGAAACAUUUAAAAUGAUUAACCCUUUAAGCCCCAGUAUCCACAUACAAAUUCUCCAAACUGAUCUCCAUGCGUUUCCUUUAAGAAUUAGUUCAGAGAAUUUAAUAAAACAUCAAGGCAUUUUCUCAUUCGUGAUCAUUUUUUAUAUCCUCACAACCUUAUCUGUUGACAAUGUAUGGACAUUGUUAGGAGAAAAUUGCUGUUGGUCACUAUUGGGACUUAAAGGAUUAAAUGCAGCAGCCCUGGGCUUAUAUCUUCAUAGCAGGUUUUAGGAGGGCUUGCAAUGGAGGGGCUUAAAUCCAAGGGGGUUUAUAAAACAGAACUGAAAAAAGGCAUCAAAACAGGCUUAGGCAGUGUUGAACAAAAUACAUUUUACAUUUACUGGUGUUUACAAAACAUUGUAAUGAAUCAAUUUAUCCAUUUGAAUCAGUGAUUUUGUUGCAAAUAGUUAGCAUGAGUCCUUGGACUCAUCUUGUGAAAAGUCAUGAGUCCCAGUCCAGAACCAAUGAGUCCCAGUAAAAAUAAAAACAAGCCCAAAAUUGAAAAUGUUCGGGCAUUUAUGUGACCAGACGGACUCUGGCACAAAUCUCUGUUUUACAGUACAGUCAAACCUCCAUGUGCGACCACAUCUUGUAAGCGACCUCCUCCUAUAAACAGUAGCCAAUCCAAAACACCAAAAUUUUCCCAGUCAAAGCCUAACAGUUGGAACCUCUUGUAGAUGACCACAUCCCGUAAGCGACGGCGACCACUUUUUGGGCCUAACAGUUAAUGAUUUACCAUUGUUUUUAACUUCUUGUAAGUGACUACUUGAUGCAUUCGACGAUUCAUUCUUUGUAUCUUUGCUGUGUGCACUAUGCUACUUAGAAUAUACAAGAAACUUUAUUGACAACAUGGAACUACACAUGUCGUGACUUAGACAUUGCAUGCAAUGAAUUAUCUUCUAUAAAGCAGAUGUGCCUGGACCUCUUCUCAAAAGAGACCUCCUGUGGUCCAAUUCUUGUAAACGACCAUCUCCCGUAAAGGACCAUUAAGUCUUCGCAUUUUGGGUUGUCGCCUGCGGGAGGUUCGACUGUAUACUGAAAUUAAAAUAUAGUCCUUCUAUAUUAAAGAACAAUUAACAAAGGCUAAAAGAAAUAUGCAUCAUUAAAUAACAGCCAUAUAACUGCCACAGUAAUUACACGAACGGGAUAUUUCUACAAAUGCACAUGUUGAGAUGGAUUGAUCUUUGCGUCCUAUGAGACACAUGCCACAAAUUAGUUUGUGUCUUUGGGGAUUUCUAUGUGUCAGGGAUGCAGGACGCACAGGUAACAAAAUCUCUGUUAAAUACAUUUGGAGAAGGCUUAUAAUCGCAUCUAUUUUUUGUUUACAGGUAGGUGGGCCUAUAACUGGGGGGAAGGGAGGGCGCUUAUGACUGGGGGUUUAUAGGGUCAUCAUUAAGGGCUGGGGGGCCUUUUUCCCCGGCUAUUAUAAACAUGACCCCCGCCUACUUUUGUAGGAAAAUGGAAGAAAAAUAGAACCAAACAAAAUCCCUAGUUGUUGGAUUCCCCACCAACUUGUAUCAUUAAUAGGCUGAUUGAGCAACAGGACGGGAACGUCAGUUGAUGACGGGAAAGCGCGCAGAAAGGACUAAACACGACUUCCAGUGCUCAAUUUGCAGCUCUGCCAUUGGUCAAGCCAGUUGUUUGAUUUGCACGAACCGUCGUCAACUGACUCCCUUUCUGUUGCUAAAUCAGCCUAAUAUAGCCCAGCAACUUGAAAUUUUAAUGAGAGCCCUGGGCUUAUAAGCACUGGCAUUAUGGUUGGGUAUGAGUGAUUUUGACACUGACACUGUGUCAUUAUGAUGAAGUGAUGCAGAAAAUUAAGAUGUGACUUGUUAAUAUUUAUAAGCACUUUCCAUUAUUUUAUUCCUUUUAGGAGAAUGUUGAGCAUCUUUGCAGUGAACUGAAAAAUCCCAAGUAUGGGGUAUAUUAUUUGUGUAAGUUUUUAUUUCAUUUGAUACAAUAUCAUGCAUUAUAAUCAAACACUUCUGAUAAGCUAGUAGUACUCUUAAAAGAAUUUUUUUUGGAAAAGUGUCUAAAACAUGGUUUGUUUAUUUUAUACAACUGUCAGCACUAAAUAACAUUUAUUUUUUACACAGUCCAGAGCUGAUUAUAACCAUAGUAAAUUAUUGAUUUGCAUUGUUUAGAUUUCUCCAAUUUCAUUGGCAAGCCAAGUAUUCGUGCUAUUGCAGAAGCUGAUGACCACGAAGUUGUCAGAGAAGUACAGGUAAACAUCUUUAGGUGAUUUCUGUAGGAGUAAACAUGAUUAAGUUUAGGACUACCCAUUAUCACUGUACAUGGUUAACUACACUUAAAUAUAUUUUGAAAUGCACUGGAAGGUACAGGAUUUUUUUCAAGAGAGCAAGGGUAUGUAGUCACAAAGGGGGACACUUUUUGAUCCAAUUUGAGGCCAUAAAUGGUCAUCUACAUGUACUCAAAUCUUGGUUACAAAGGAUAUGUUUUGAUUCAAUAAGAUUUUUUCUGUAUUAUUUACCAAAAUUAGUAACAAAGUGGUUGAAUCAGUUCUUUUCAUUUCUUUUUCUUGUACUUUUGACAGGAAUUUUACUCUGAUUUUUAUGCUGUUAGCCCUCAUGUGUUUACUCUGAACCUUCCAAAUUGUUCACGGGUAAGUAAUUUUGUUAAGUAAGUUUUAUUUUCUUUUGUUUUUUUUUCUUUUUGUCAUUUUGCUUUGUUUAGCCUAGAACUAUGAUUAGUACGGCUAUCUAAUAUACUUAUUUUAAGAUUUACUGAAGCUCUGCCAUUGAUUUUCCCAUGUGUAAUCAUGAUAAUAUUUUGUUCUAAUUAUCUAACUGAGGGAGCCCAUUCCUUAUAAGCCCGGUGGCUUCUCUUGGGCUUCCUCGCCAUGAGAGUUUAAGUAAUUAGAUUUUAUUUGAUUUGUACAAUUUUUGGCAAACAAAACAAUAAACAAUAAACAAUUUAUACAUAUAUUUAUAACUAGGUUUUUCCUAUGUUCAAUAUUGGUCCAUAAACCCUCAUAACAGUUUCCCACUUUCUAGAUGUCAGUUAGAUUUACAGCUAACAUUCAACGGCACCUCAACAAAAUAUAUAAUUUAAAAGCUUGCUUGUCAAAAAAUUUAUAAUAAAAAUGUUUCAUCCUAGCAGAGUAGUAGGAGAUCUAGAGUUUCGUAGAUAAAAAAGAGCAAUAAGUUCCUUUACCCUGAUUUUUCUAAAGUUUUUUUAAUGCUCUUCUAAUUUUUCUUUUAAGUACUAAUUUUUUUCUGACGUCUUCUUUCAUUCAUCUGUAUUUUUUCAGGAAUGUUAUACCCUUUUACAUCAAAUUAUUCAUUAUUUUUGUGGAGUUUUCACACGAUUGAACCUCUUGUUAAAAAAUUAUUUAUAUAUUUACAUGAGUCUCUCUUCAGACUGGUAUUUAAUAGAGCAAUUAGCUUCAUUGAAUGCGCUGUACCGCAUCCUGUUAAGCGUUUUACCUAACCUUUCAAGUAACUUGGAAUUGUUGGAAUUGUUAUUAAAAUAAAAUACUGUUUCAGGCUGGAGCAUGGGAUAUAGAUGCUAUCGACCGUGCUUGUCAGGGGAUAUUGGCAGUGUUACUCUCAUUAAAGAAAUGUCCAAUAAUUAGAUACCAGAAUUCAUCUGAGAUGGCUAAGAGACUAGCUGAGAAUAUAAAGGUAGGUAUAUAUGUGUCCUGUGUAUUUGUUACAAGUGCCACUGUCAGGGAAUCAUAAUUAUGGUCUACCCUUGCGUCAGCCUGUGAGAAAGAAAAACAGACUCGGAAUAUAUUAAACAACUGACAUUUACUGUAUUGUUGAUAAUAGACUUUAUGGUUAAUAUAAAAUAGACAUGUGCUUUGUUUUAAUUUUUUAAUGUUAUUUUCAGCAUAAAAUAAACGAUGAAGCACAAUUGUUUGACUUCAGGAGAACGGAUGUCCCUCCUCUUUUGUUGAUUUUGGAUAGACGAGAUGAUCCCGUGACUCCAUUAUUGAAUCAAGUAAGUUCCAAAUGUGACUAGUACAUCACCGCAUGUACCUUUAACUUCAUUUGCCCAAUUGACAAGUAUGCCCAAAGUAUGUGAGUGACACAAUGUGUAGUUCCAGAAAAUAUCCAUGCUCCCCCCAAAGAAGGGAUCUCAAAGGCCCAAACAUUUAAGUAAAUGUAUGAAGCUUGACUGGAAUUUCCAGAGGGGUAGAGGGGUCUAAGGAAAAAUCCAUUCCAUGGGGGAGGUAUGGAUAAUUUUUGGAACCACACAAUUAAGACUGAGAGGCUGUUUGGUACCACGCAAGCCUGAGCAAGAGAACAUUACACAGGGCUUUCAAAGUUCUAUCCAAUGGUCGAGGUCCAGGUUGGUAAUUUUGUGUGUUCACUUACGCAAUGAACAUCCUUGCUAGAGGAGGUUUAGCUCUUUUCCCUGGUAUUCUGUGGGUGGGGGAAAAGACUGAUGAUCACUCAGAUCUUUUCCUCCUGCCUGCUGAACGCCAAGGAAAGGAUGGGCCUCUGCUAACAAGGAACCAAUGAGCAAGGGUCCGGUAAGUUAUCUUCCAGCUAAUUUGUAAAGACACACAUUCAGUGGCCUCAGCAAGCUAUAAACUAGAAUGACUUGACCAAAGGACAAGGUGGCAUUCAAGUUUUUUCAUACCUUGUUUUGAUUUUUUCUUAGACCUGGCUAUUUAACAAUAAUUAUUAUUCCUCGAGCCCGAAUUGGCUCUGAGUCAAUAGUCCAUGAGGCUGAAGGCCAAAUGGGCUAUUGACUCAGAGGCCAGGAGGGCGAGAGGAAUAAUAUUGUGUUAGUAAAAUCCAACCAGUUGGUCAAAAAUAUAGAGACAAAACAACUUAAGCUAGUUAAAGCUAGACUUUAAGCCUUUUUUGCCACCAAAAAGCCAGCGCUUUGCGCUACUAGUGGGCUAUAACAAAUAGCCUAGUAGUAGCUCAACCACGCUACUAGUGGGCUAUAACAUAUAGCCUACUAGUAGCUCAACAAAUCAGGAUGCAGCAUUGAUAAUAGACCACUAGUUGGAUUUUUCUAAUGCUGAAUAGACAGUUCACUUUUCUGGUCGUUUCUUGGUGUUGCAGACGGUUGCAAUCACCAAAAUAAUGACUUUGAAAAGACACCAAACAAUGCCCACACCACAACGCAAAAGUGAACCAACAUUAGUUUCUGCAACACCAAACAGACACCCACUUUUCCCUGAAAAAAUUGUUAAGUCUGGCCCUGUUGAGUCAGUAGCAGUGAUAUUAUUCUGUGUAAAUGUUUGGUUCUUAAUGACAAGAAAACAUUUUGAAGUCUCCUCAUUCGCUGUUUGGUUCUUGAUUUCUUGUAAUAUUAUAUUAGUGGACGUAUCAAGCCAUGGUUCACGAGCUGAUUGGUAUUAGAAAUAACAGAGUUGACAUGUCAAGGUGUCCUGGUAUUUCCAAAGAGCUACAGGUACUGGCCAUUACAGUUAUUACAUUUGAGCUAUUGGAGCUGGUAACUGAUCUCCUCUUAUUAAAAGUAGGAAUACAAUUUGAGCGGCCCUUCCCCUUAACCCUUUAAGCCCCAAGAUCCACAUACAAAUUCUCCAGACUGAUCUCCAUACCUUUCUUUUAAGAAUAGUUGAGAGAAUUUGGUUUAAGAUCAAAGCAUUCUCCCUUUGGUAAUCAAUUUAGUAAUUCUCAUAACCUUUACUCUUGAUUAUCUGCUGAUAUUGUUAGGAGAAAAAUUGAUGUUGGUAAACGCGUCGUUCUGAGAAAAAGGGGACCUAACGUCGGGUUAAAUUUCGACUUGAAAUCAUAUCCAUCGCGCACGAUCCCGAAGUCUGGACAGACUCUAAACCGUGAAUGCAAAAGAUGAAAUCGUUUUUCAUCGGGUCGCCCCUAUUUUUUCGUGAGAUCGUUUAGAUAUACCGCGUACGUCUUACCGUCACGGCUAUCUUGAUUUUCAAAUCUACCGAGUGGGCGGGCGUCGGGGAUUAGAGCUCGGAGGGGUGGGGGGGAAAAUAUUUUUCUCGCUUCCUCCCAAACCGCCCCUGCCCCCUAGGUAGUUUUGACACUCAUGCAAGAUGGGUAGCCCGUAACGCAAAGCUCUCGAUCUCGAUGAUCUUACGGAAAAAUAGAGGACUGUGAACAGUCUAAAAUAAGAUUGAGUUGUAACACCAAUUCAUAACUCAGUGAAAAGUUGGCGCGAUUAUUGUAAAAACCGUUUGAGUUAAAGGCAGAUUUCUGUAAAGCGAAAAAAUACAGUAGACAGUGUUGCAGAUUGUCUGCUUUCACACCAGUUUUUUUAAGAAGCAAAAGAGCUAACGACAACUGUCGAUCAUAUUUUAGAGAAGGGUACAGUGAAACCCAGUUACCGGGACCACUCAAGGGCCAUUGAAACCUGGAAACAUUAAGGAGGAGGUCGCAAUAACAAGGCGGUCGUAUUAACAAGAAGGGUUUCAGCAAGAAAUUGACUGAUGAUUUUUUUUCUUGUGCUUUUGGGCUAAAAUAACGUACCGUAAAUGACCCAAUAAUCGUCCGGAGCAUCUUUUUAAUUCUGGGAGCCCAAGACAAGCGAGAGCGUUUAAUGGAUAGGAGGCGUUUAUUGCCAUAACUGCAACAAACUCCACAAAACUAACAUGCUUUCGGCAAAUAUAUCAGAGCACGGUAAAUAAAUAGCAGACCAUACAGUACAUCCAUUGAUGCGUCGAGGCCGUUCAGAGAUCAGUUUGUCAGAAUCCUUAUUUUGAAUUUGCCGUUAGACAGGAUUCAAACUCUUGUUAAUCAAACAAGAAACUGGAUGAAUUGAAUGAUUUUGCUCUGUCAUGCAGGGCGUCUAUUAUACACGGGGUGUUUAUCAGAGGGGCGUCUAAUAAGAGGGCGUUUAUUAGACAAGAGGCGUUUAUUUGAGAAAGGGUGUCUAUGAGAUCAUUUACGGUAGUAAGAUGUAAUAGUGAGGUAGUCGCAUAAUCAGGUUGGUCCCAAAGUAGCCUGGUUUUGCUGUAAUUUCUUGUCUAACUUUAAUUUAACCCUAACGCAAACCUGGGACAAUCUUAUACAUUCCUUUGAUGAAAAUACGACUUACCCAGUUUCUUUUGUUUCCCUGUCAUUUGCUGUACAUUUACCUAGUACGGCAUCAGUUUGUUUUUCCUUUUCAUUCUCUUUCUUAUCUUUUUGCUUACGAAUUUGACAGGAAGUUGUUUUGUCAGCUGAACAUGACGAGUUUUACCAAAAGGUAAGUUUAUAGACUACAAAGCCGCCACCAUGCAGAUAUAUAUUUAAUAAAGUCAUUUUUUCUUAACCCUGGAAAGCUGACUCGCCAAUACAGCACCUCAACACAGUCUGCUCAUUCUUAAUCGAGACCUCUAUUAGACGGACACGAACAGACUUUCCCAUGUGCUAUAAAGUAGUUACCUGUUCAUUGACUUUUUCUCCUUUUCUUCUCUCGUUUUUGAAACAGAACUUGUAUUUGAAUUUUGGAGAAAUUGGUCAAAACAUUAAGACGCUGAUGACAGAAUUUCAGCGAACUGUGAAGAGUAAUCAACAACUGGAGUCCAUCUCCGACAUGAAAGUAAGAUCAGUUUAAUCUUUGCCAAAUCCGAUCCUUUCACGCAGAUUUGCUUCGCCCUACCACCUAGUUUCUCCCCGUACUAUUGUUAACUGUUUGAACAUUAUUGUUGUUCGUUUUCUUAGCUCUUCUGUUCAUCGUUACAGUUGGAGUCAAAAAUUGAGUUUGAUUCAACAGUUUGUUUAGGCGGUGGUCAGUGUUUUCCUUCGUGUAAAAGGUGGUUUUAUCUUUUGAAUCUGUGGAUGAAGUUGCUAACUGUGAGCAUUCAAGUAAAAGCUACGGAGCAGCAGUUUCCUGUGGUACUGUUUAUUACGCUGUACAGGGUGGUUCGAACUUUUGAAUCUGUAGAUGAAAUAGUUAAUAGUGUGACCAUUCAAGCCACUGAAUGGUUCUUUGGUAUUAAAGGUCGCGCCGAGUACCCGGCAGUACUUUGGGGUAUGAGUACAUCGUUUACAUUGGUUUUGCGAAACUGUAGAUAAAGAACGUCGAGCGUAUCCAGUAUGCCAGACCGACCGGUCAGAGGCCAGUGGAACUAAGCAAGGAAAAGUCAGAAGACAUUGUUUGCGAUCGAAACAAAGUUUCCAACCGAAUCGCAGCACUUCACUUACGUUUUGACCGAAGUUUUGAUUACUUCUCGGUAUAAAAGUAGGACUAGAAGCUGUAGUAUAAUUUUUGAAAAUCGAAACGGCAAGUUUCGUUCAGACCGUGCCAUUUAUAAUUCGAACGAAAUUUCAGAACUAGGACUUGAAAUUUUGGCUUAAUGGAAAACACCCUAAGUAAUCAUUCUCAGAAGAAUCAAAUCAAUCAAUAGAAGGGUUUGGUUAAAAACGCACCGUUGAAUACUGUUGUGUAGCAGAGUUAAAGACCACCCGAGUACUUUCCUUCAAGUAGUUCUACCCGUUAUGAUGUUCAAGAAGGCUCUACCGUAUUGAAUCUCAAAUGGAUGAAAUCUUCGGUUGAUCAACUAAACGGGAAGUUUAAGGGCUGUUCUUGUUCUUAGCUUUGUUAGAUUUUGACAGGUUUUGAAAACUGGCGGCUUGUAAUGUGUUGCUUGCGGUAAUUUUAUGCUUUUGUAGCUUUUGCAAGGGUAACUGCAAUCCUGCACAAAAGUCCUUGAGACAGUAAUGUAGUAUUCAUAAUUUUCCGUAAUUUCUGGGUUUCGUCAUAAAACAUUGCAUCCUUCUCGAAAAUUGCUUGCAGUUUUCCCUCCCCACCCUAUACCAGGUUGAAAUUUGGGAAAAAUUCUGGAGACAAAGGUUUUUGUGGGGCGGGGUCGGGGAGGGGGUUGGGCAUGUGUGAAUUGAAAAAAGCCCCACAAAUGCAAAUUUGUCCCGAGAUAUUUGUUCUUUUUUUGUAGUUGUAAUUGUGCUUAUCGUGUUGUCUGCUUAACAGGCCUUCGUGGAAAACUAUCCGCAGUUCAAGAAAAUGUCAGGAACCGUUUCUAAACACGUGACUAUUGUGGGCGAGUUAUCCCGUCUGGUGACCGAAAAAUCGCUUCUAGAUGUCUCCGAAGUCGAACAAGACCUAGCUUGUCAGAAUGACCACUCUUCUGCUCUCCAGGCAAGUAUUUCUAUAACCGUCAUUUAAACUCCUAGACAGUCCUUCAGACUUUUUUGCAACUCCACAGAUCUUGCUCAGGAUAAUUUCAGAUCGGGGUCAGACUAACUGCGCUUUUCACAAACAUGCGAAUUCUGAAGUUCAAAAGCCAACUGACGAUUGCGUUUUUCGCUGCCGUCAAUCAUCUUAACGGACCUCUUAGGAAACAAAACUUUAGUUUAACGGGUUUAAAAGGUCAUGGAUUGUGACUUCUGAUUGGUGGAUUUCGAUCCGUUUUGUGAGUUUCUGUGUUUCAAGGUUCGUUGCUUGUGAUCGUAAUUAUGAUUGACGACAGGGAAAAACGCAAUUGUGAAGGCGGCUUUUGAACUUUAGAGUUCGCAUGUUUGUGAAAAGCGCAGUAAACAGUUUGCCUCUCCUGAUUACUUGAAAGAACCUUUAUGUCGCUAGUGAUUUUUGACAUUUCUAAAAGUGUCAUCCAGUUUGGUUGUUUGCGAAGUUUGAGCAUAUGAACUCAGGGGAGAAACAAACGCGUGAAAAGCUAAAAACUAAAAUUAGUUUUUAAAAUUAGUUCAUCACCAAUUAUCCACUUUCACAGUGCCGGAUAGUUGAUACAGAUGGUAGGCAAAGUGAUUAUAGACAAUAAGUUUGUGGCCCAGCAGGCUUGGUAGUACCCUGGGCUGGUACCAGAGGUUUUUUUUCGUGUUCGGCCAUUGAGUGCGGCGAAGAUGCUUCGGAGAUGGGUCCUUAGAAAUAGAGAGCUUUAGAUUCGAGGACGAGGACGACUGCGAGCACGAGAUUGUCUCAAUACUAAGUAUUGUGCGCGCGUGAGUUGGUGGGAAAACGUGAUAGCCGUCGUCAUUCUACGACUGGUUUUGUGGCGGCAACAAGUUAUCAAAAUAAAUGUGAGAAGUUUUAUCAUUUUGCUAUCGGGAGAGGGCUUAACCUGCUUCAGUAUAAAUAACCAUACUAACUUUUUUUGGUGAAAAAAGUAAAAUGAAGCUUUCCGGAGUGGCUUUUUAUUUUUUGAAAACACGCGUAAAAACUUUAAGUUAAAUCUCGUACUGGUACUCGUUCUCGUCCUCAAAUCUAAAGCUCUCUAUUACUUGACCGAAACCGGAAACCGCGUACGAAAAGUCUCUGGAACCCAGGGUAGCUUGGUGGUAGUUGAAACCGUCAUCAACUUUCAUAAGUGUUUUAGACACCUGUGGCCUCGGCGUAAAACUCUGAACUGGCCGAAAUCUUGUGCGAUGCCGCAACCUGUGUGUUUGCAUUACCAUGUUGUACUAUUCAGACGGCUGUCCUGAUUUGAGUUAUUAUUGUCUUAGAGUAUUCGUCGUCUGCUGGCAAACGAUAACGUGACUGAACUUGAUAUGAUGAGAGCGGUGUCCCUGUACGCGUUGUAAUGACGCCUGUUAAACGUUAGGAGUCAGCGAGCACUAUAAGAAAAACACAGCUUGACUGUUGUAAUGACGUUGUCAGAUCUGACAUAGGUAUCGAUGUUAAAUGUUAGGGUGCUGUCCAGAACGUGGGAGGGUUAGCGAUUCCCAGGGCACUUCAUUUAAAAUGCGGGUAGGACUAAGCUUUUAUUACGUCCUUGACUGUUGUUUUGCAAAUGGAAUGUAACAAUAUCAAUAAACAGCAUGUUUUGCAUCUAUAGGUCAAACUUGUUGGUCGUGCAAAAUUUGAGUUUAAUUUGUUGAAUACCUCCUCCUUCCACUAAAUAUCACCUAAUAUGGGUUAACCUCAAUUUUUAAAUAUUUAAAGGGGGAUAAAUUUUAUAUAACAUAGCAAAAAAUUAGAUUGAUAUAUAUUGAUAUUUGGUCCAAACUUUGCUUCUCGUUUGCAACGCGACAUGGCGAUUCGCGCAAUGCGUUCAAAUCCGGCAAUCCGAAUGUAAACAAAAUUUAUUGAGGUUAGUUGUAAGGUUUUUUCUCCGUUUUCUCUCUAAAACAAAACAAGGUAAACAGUAAAAACUGAGGGGAAACUAAUUUUGAAGUUUCGAAGAAACAGAAAGACGUAUGAGAAGUUUUUCAAAAUUAAAAAGAAGGAUGAUGGUGAUUGAAAUUAGCAUAAUUUCACCUUGCACGAGCUGCACGCAUUUAUAAAAUAUACGUCAUCUAGUUAUGAAACACGAUCUGCUGUCUUUUAGUUUUGCCAUGGAUGACAUGGAUGAGAUUUUCCUUUGUGCUUUAGACAGUACUUAGUUGUUUUUGUUUUGGAAUUCGGAGAGAACGAAAAUAUAAUUCCCCAUGGAAGUAAUUUUUGAAAAAUGUUGGCAACUAAACCUCCGCAAAAAAUUAUUUGCCUUUUGGGGAAAACUGGUCAGUGACAGCGGCAGUGUCUUAUGUACAAACCACAUCGCAAGCCCUAGUCCCAGCCUCCAUCACAAAGCCCUACCUUUAGAGAAAAAUGGUUUUUGAAAAUAUGGUUCUGGUCCCUUGGUAAGACUAGUUUUAGAAAGUAUCUCUCUUUUAGUAAAAUCCAACUAGUGGUCUAUUAUCGAUGCUGCGUUCUGAUUGGUUGACCUACUACUAGGCUAUAUGUUAUAGCCCACUACUGUAGUAGCGAAAAGCGCCGGCUUUUUCAGCGGCAAAAAAGGAUUUAAUUCUAGCUUUAACUAGCUAAAGUUUUUCUGUCUGGAUAUUUUUGACCAACUUGUUGGAUUUUACUAAAAAAAUUUACUCCUCUCGCCCUCAUGGCCUCUGAGUCAAUAACCCAUUCGGCCUUCGGCCUCACGGGCUAUUGACGCAAAGCCCAUUCGCGCUCGAGGAAUAAUUGUUAAUUAUAUUCGAUUGUUACUUAAGUGAUAAGAUAAGACAGGAACCGAAUUUAUCUGACAAAGAAGUGUCUCUUUUAUUAGACACAAACCCCGGACAUGGAUAUGUCCUAACACUCUACAAAGCACCUUUACGUGCUCUUCUUAUUAUGUACUUAGUUAAUUCAUGUGUAGCUUUCCUCUCUGUUUCUGUUUAUAAAUGUCGAUAACGUUUCUUCAUAUGUAUGCAAGUCAUGUCUCACUUUUUAUGCAGUCUGCUACCCUGCAACAUGCAAUGAGUUCGUUCUUUUUUUUAUGUCCACGCCACCUGGUUUGAAAUUAAAUGCCGCACGCUGUAGAACUUACUUGUUUAUGGUAACAUUGGCUAGUUCUGUAUGCUAGGUAUUGCCAAAUCGACCCCUCAGAUCACUUAAAAUUUAUCAGUAAUUUAUGUAGAUUUUAAUUGAAGUAGGUUUCUUUCAUGAAUAUCCCUUUCAUCAGAGAAUUUUUUCUAGACUCGUCAGAUUUAACAACAGUUUUACCCGAAUACGUACUCUUAAAUUAGCAAUUAUUAUUUUUUUCUUGUGAUGUAUUAAGCUUUUAAAAACCGCCUUUCUGAUAACAUACAACUACUUGGUAAAUGAUGAUAGGAUUCCUUGCUCCUUUAGAAACCAAUAUUUGCAAUUUCCAUCUCGACCAAUGUAGGCUAUAUUUAGGUCUUUGAUUAUUAACAAUACUCAAGUGAAAUGGAUGUCUUCUACACUUUAUCAAGGAUUUUAUCGAAGAAUGUAUAUCGAGAACGUAUUUUCUAGUAACUUAAGGCGAAUCUAUUUCCGCCGCGCGAUUUCACUAGUACACUUGUCGUGCAAAUUAGUAAAUCUAAGAGAAGGAUCGAAUGUGAGUUUUUAGCUUGUUUGCUUUACUUUUAGGGUUUUUGAUUUUUAGUAAUUUUCGUCCUUGAAGAAGUGCGGAGAAAAUGUCGAAAACGAUGUUUUUGCUACAAGAAAAAAAAGUGUCUCGAAAUGAAAUAGUGUACUUUAUUGUGUAGAGAAUAAUUUACCAUUCGUAAAACAUAUAAAAAAUAGUGCGCCAGCAGUUGAAUGCAUCUUAACCGAUCUUCUUAGUAGGUCAGUCUUUUCAUAGUUUUCGUACAUCUUUGUGUAAUUGUAGGCCUUUCAUCGUCAAGUUCAUUGUAACCUUUUACUGCCUUUAAGCUAAUGCUUGGUUUUAUCCAGGGAGCGUUAACUGUGAAUGCUAAUUGCCGUGGGUAUUUUUUCUCCGCCAGGCAAGAUAAUUUAGAUAAGAGAAGCGGAACUAAUCUUAGGAAAUCUUCUCUUCCACUGUAGUCAGAAACAAACGCGGGGGCGUCACUUCUGGAUGAAGUUCUACUGAUCACUCUUUUGCCUUUUUGCUGUUGAUGGCUGUAUCUAAAUUGGCUCUAACUUUUUGUCUUUGAAUCAAAACCUGAAUUGUGACCGUUGGAUUGAAAAGAGAGUGAACAGUACUUUCCUGUGGUACCGUUUUUAUGCCCUACAAGGUGGCCCUAACUUGCGAGUCUGUGGAUAGUUCUAAAGUGACCGUCUUAAUGAAAGCUGCUAAACAGCUCUUUUCUUUGAUGUAGUUCAUUACGCUGUUCAGAAGGCGUUGUGGUCGUAAACUGCCGAUUCUGUGUAUGACACCUUUAAAUGUUAUCAUCAAAAGAAAGACUUCACUUUCCUCUAAUAUUGCCAGUCAUUCCCUUAGUCUUGUGUGUGGAAUGGUAUACCUUACCUUAUUUAGUCAGAAUUUUCUUGGGCGUUGUCUAUCACGCCGUUUGUCUUUAAACCCCUACAUUUUUUAUUAAUUUUUUUUUAAACUUGGGAGUUUCAGUUUGGUCGAGCCUAAAAAGUGUGAAAGUUAAUCGCGCUUUCUUGUCGUUCUUCCUUUUCUUUUCCUUCCAUUGCAAAUUUCAGUUCAUUCUUGCAAAACAGUCCACUCUAUUUUAUAAACUUCCACUAAGAACUUCACCUUAACUUUCUUGUACUAGGCAACAUACAAAGGCUUAAGAGACUUAAGAUAAGACUUUGUUGCCUUUUUAAACUAGGCUAAUCCAAUGUCAAAAGCCGGAUUACAAAGCGUCUACAAAGUACUAAGUGUACUAAGUACUAAGAAAAGGACUGAGUAUACUAGUGUUUUAUCAAGUUUAAAACAGGAUGCGCAUCUCCUGAUUGAUUUUAAGCCUUGAUAGACUAGAUCUAUGGCUGUGUUGGACAGCUUCGUUCUAAAACUUCACCGGGAGUAUUGUUCAAAAUAAUCCCUCGGUUUUGGAUUGUUUUGGUCGAUAAGAUAGGAUUCUGAAUAAUAAUUCAACUUUGUGUUACACGAAAAGAUCUCUGAUCCCAGGUCGAAGUGGAAUUUAGAACUGUUGAUAAAAGUGAACUCGAAUGAAGAAUGAGAAUCACCGACAAACUUAUUUCAUAUGUUCGCAGCGUAGACUGAAAUCGAGCCCAGGCCACAUUGGCGUUGGGUUUACCGCGAUCUCCCAUUUUACACAAUUUCUAUUUUUAUUUCCUACGAUUGCAUUUACUCGAAAGUAGAAACACGAUUAAGGAUAUAAAUGCACGGGUUGUUGAGUCUAAACAAUAAAAAUCCCGAUUUUUUUUGGUUCAGUGCUCGCACUUUAUAACAUUUGAAAGAUGUCUCCGACAAGUCCGCAAAGGCCUUUUAAAGGUAAUUUAGCGAACAGGACACUGAAAAAUUAUCAGACUUACAAGUUACACAGUGAAAUUGGUAACCUUAGCUUUGUAAGUGCUUUAUAUAAUCACUCCUGUCUCUAAUGUUAUCUAUUAUAAGUAUACCCGAUGUAUGAUUAACUAACUGAUUUUUAUAUAACAGUUAUAAGCUCUUCAGUUUUUUUACGAAAUGAAUUUUGUCGUUUUUACGACAUCUGACUUUGGUAACUUUCAUAAUGUGAAGUUUGCUUUUACAUGGAGGUAACGUUUGUACUCCUUGAGCUCCUCGAGUGUCUUACUGCUCCGCCAAGCGAUCUCAACGCGUCUAGAAAGUCUCGCUUGAUAAAAGUGCAUAAAAGAGGGUUGCAUAACGCGGUGAGAAAGCGGAAGAAAAGUAUAGCGAUUGUUAUAUUGUUCAUAGCGUUUGCAGAGAGGCUAUGUAAUGCUUUGACUUCAAAGUCGUCCAUUAUCGCCCAAAGAAAGUAGAAAAAUAAACCAGAGAUGAAAACUGCGAUCAUGGCUAUAAACAAAGAGGCGAUUUUCUUUUCGUUUAGUCUUCUUCUCCCCACGUUGAUUCGAUCCAACGAUUGUUCACUAGACAGCUCGCUGUGGAUUUCAUGACUUUGUCGCCGAAGAUUAACGAAGAUCUUGGUAUAAAUCAUGGUCAUUAGAAGAAGUGGCAGAACGACUACUGUGGCCACGCAAAAGAUGUCGUAACCGAUCUCAAUGCGGAUGAGGGUGGCUUCACUCAUGUCAUUUACGAAAGAGCUUAGGAUCCAAACAAGUUGUAUCAUGGAGGAAACGAGUGCAAAUACCCAGACAGAUGCCAGCAUCCAGCCAACUCUCUCAUCAGUGACGAUCGAGGGAUACUGCAGCAGCUUGGUUACUCUGAUGUAGCGGUCGAUGGACAGGAGCAUUAAAUGUCCCACGGAAGAGAACGCCAAGAAACGGUUCAAGAUGUCCAUGGCUAGACACACGUCCCUAAUGAGCGUUAUCGAACACGCAAUAACCAUGGGUACCGCGAGCAAGCCGGUUAGGAGAUCACUGGCUGCAAGACUUGCUAGCAUGAAGUUUGUUGUGGUACGAAGACGUCGUUUUCGCCGGAUUAACGACAGGAUCAGGCUGUUCGCAAUAACGAUGAAGAACGCUUGACACCCGUAAAGAACGAACGCUGUGACAGUGCUCUCGUUUUUAGUAGACAUGUUUUGACGUUUUCACCCGAGACGUGCCCUUUCUUAACUUCUGUGUACUUAAGCGUGACUUUACCCAGUUCUCAAUGUAUGCAAUUUUGUUUCGCGGCCGUCUAUUUAAAAGCACAAUUGUUUCUUUAUCUCAAUGCACGUCUUUGUGUAGCUUUUCCACGAACAAGAUCACAGUAAAAACUCUUUGGAUGUUAUCGCUAUCGGUACUGAAGGCAAUACUGAGCGUUGCCGUACUCUCCUCUUUAUUUCAAAUGUAAUAGUCUGCAAUAAAGAAACAAUAAAGACGUUAUAUUUUCCGGUUUACAAUGCCGUCGGCAUCUGUAUACCCUCAGUAAUGAGUAUGGAAAGUAUAAAAGCGAAGAACAAGUACACAUUAAAACCGAGGGACGUAUUUUGGGAUUAACUUGCGUUGAAUUGACUUCUGAAAACACGAAAACUUGAAAAUGUGUUCCUUAUUGGAUGAUGUUUUUGGGUUGUGUUGCUGUAAAUGCAGUCAAGUAAAUAGCCUGAAUAGCAAUUACAGUAAUAGAUUGAAAGAUUGAACGACAACGGAUAAUGGUGUAUAACUUUACAUUCAAAUUUAAAAUCAUCCUUUCAAUUUACUGUUGCGGGCCUUUUUCUCUGACUUUAAAAAUUGAGCAAAGGUUGUAUGUGUCUCUUGAAAAUGUUUCUCCGUCAAACGUCAUAUAUUGAGCAUUCAUUUUUAGCCUAAGUUUUGCAUCUGUUCCUGCACGUCUAUGCUUUUAGCCACACCAUUUAAAGUUUUCUUAAAUGCUAUCCGGAAGUUUCCAUCAAUAAGAAGAACAGACUUUACGUUUAUUAUCUCUGACAGGAGAUGGGUGCCAUUGAAGCCGGCUAAGCAGCGGCAAAUGGUUUUUCAAAUAAGCUCGUUACUAAGACCCUAGUGUUCAAGGUUUACUUCAAUUGUCCCGAAGUCUGAAAUCCUGAUACGGAAGGCUUCAAACGAAUGCUGAUAGGGAUAUUAAAAAUUGGGUACAAUCGGCCAAACUGAGCCGUUUGUAUGAAAAAGAAGAUCGUCAAUCAUUUUACUUACACUGAACUUACAUAUUCCAAGGGAAGUUAGCAAUGUGAUGCUUCUAAACGACCACUCUCCCACUCAAUUUGAUCUCUUUCUGAGACAACUAGUUUUUUAACGCCUUGUAAACUGUUCAUCUCGCGUCUUUAACAUUAAAUAGGCCUUCAUUUAUAAUGUAAGCAGAUAUCUGUCUCCUGUUUGCUUUCAAUUCAAUGACCUAUUAUUUGGUUUUAAUAGUUGUUGAGAAAACCGAAUUGUUUCUUAUUUUAAAACCUAUGACGACCUUUAUUGUCAUUAACAUCACGCCCGAAACAAAUCUUUAGCAAUUUAAAUUUCACUCCUGUUUCCCUACUUUAACCCGUCAGGUACUAUUGUGAAUCAAACGCAAUUUUUGGCUCUUUCCCGAUGCUUUUCACGCAAAAAUGAUGUCGUAUCUUUUAAAGAUCUCUAGGCAAACACAUAUGUACAUAUUCAAUUGAGCUUUAUUUGCUUUUUUGUGGAGAGCAAAAGAGCUUAAUUAUCUUUUAUUUCGAAAUAUCAAUAUAGUUCCUCCGACGUGUGCGUCACAUGUUUUGCGCAACAAUGUGAAACUAGGUAACAAUGUCGCCUGAGCGAAAAAUGUUCUUCAAUGAAAUCGAAAACAAAGAGUGACUAAUUUUAGCUGUUAAAAGUAACUCAAAAAUCCGCGUUUUUGAGAGUCAUUUUUCGUUACCUAUACUGGAAUACAAUAAUUAGUAUGUAACCUGUAUACGUGCCUGUUUCUUUUUUUUUUUUUUUUUUUUUUUUCUUUUUUGGUCUUUACUCCGGAAGGUUGCUGUUGCAGGUCAUUUUACUAACAUAAUGUAACUUCAAACUUUGAUGAAACAUUGCAAUGAUAGAACAGUCACGUUUCGUGUUGAUAUUGCUGGUUCGUUUGCGUUCAUAUGUAGGUUAUGCAAUCGCCUCACCGGUCACUUUAUCUUCUGUGUUAAGGGCGCAAUAUUACUUUUCCACAGGAAAGUGUAGCUAUAUCAUUUGAAUCUUUACUUUAGCAACUAAUUAAAACUGGUCUGAAAAAUGGCAUGAACAUCUCGUAUGUACAGCAGUAUAAACAAUGUCAUAGAAAAGUACUCAGUAAUCAGGCGAGCUUUCAUUUUAUAGUUUUGUCCACGGACUGAUUCCGAAGCCGGGUUAGAACUGACCAACUCGUAAAUAAGACAUAAUAAACGAUUCCGGACGUCUGAGAAUCAGGCUAGUAGCAUAGAAAAAAUGAUUACCAAAGCAAAGUACUACUCCGUACUUCGUGCAGCAGAAAAACAGUCCCAUAAAAUUACUACUCAAUUUGCCCUCAUUUGAGUGGUCAAAUGUUACGCUUAUUCUCUAAGGCUAAAACCACCUUGGGUAAUAUAAGACAGUGCUGUACACAAUAUUAGUCAACACUUAAUUUAAUACCUCUUCAUGCGACACAGGUUAGAUUUCAUCCCAAGCCGUCAUUUGGCGCAAAAAAAUAAGCGAAAAAAAAAAAAGGAAUAAAACAGUGCUAUUGAAAUAUAGCUAAGAAGAUAGGUCUUCGUACUUUGGUGCUAAGCGAUUCUUUACAGCCAGCGAGUGGACUUCUCUCAUUUCACGAUCUCAAGAGUGUUUGGAGUUACAAAUGAAUUCAUAAUACUCUUAACCAGCUUGGUUGCAGUUGAUCAAGGACCACUCACAAGGCAUUGUUUUAAUUUCUUAGCGUUGAGGCUGUGAAGAGCAGCGGACCCGGCACGCGAACGAGGAAUUUUACGGUGAUUAAGAACUGAUAUCUUUUGCGAAAAGCGACGAGCGUGGCUUUGCUUUUUGUGGUCUGCAGUAAAAUGCAGGGAGUUCACUACAUAAUUAAACUUCACCUUAACAUUCGUAUAUUGAAGGAGUUAGAAUUUAUUUUCUACAGCGCUGCUUGAAGUGUUAAUGGUAAAAUAUAGUUUGCUAAUUCUUGUUUCCUGGAAUUGUAAGAGCCUCUGAGGGUAAUUAUUUCACGGUCACGUUGCCUUAAGAUAAUCUUUAAACAACUCCAAUUUACCAGUGCUUUCACAUAAACUACUGGUGAUACGGAAGAGCCCCCAAAAGUAGGGUUUUUAGUGGAACAAAGAAAGGUUCAGCGUAUCAAAAUAUUAAAAUGAAUACUCACAAUGUUUACGAACUUGAUAACAACCUUCCUGGGUGGUUUUUUAAUAAGACUGCGAAGGACGCAAGGCAAAUUUAAAGUGGCUAGGAAAUCAUGAUCACGUGAUACUUGCCGUUUGCGUUCGUUGUGCACGUGAUUCUUGAUGUUCUCUGCCCAGUUUCUUGCCAAAGUUUAGUGGUAUAAAAGAGAAACUGGCAGCGGAAAUCAAUUUUAAUCUCAAAAUCAGCAAACAAGACAUUCUAAACGUAACAAAAGCAAACUGCUCUUUCGCUUGUUAUUUGGCGACCGUUAAGGGAACCGUGAUAUUCGCUGGAAGUACACUUUCGGUGGAAUAACCUCUGUUUCACAGCAGAAUUAAUGUUACCGCGAUGCACGAGUGCAUUUUAACUUGACCUAAGGCUCUAAAGGAUAGUUUUCGAUUGAAAUUAAGCUCACAUUCAUUUUCUCGAACACACGGUAGGUUGUUCCGAGUUUCUAGACUGCUAAUGCCUCGGUUCACCAAGCGUACAGAACAUACAGUCAUUUAGAAAAACGGAUUCUAGAACUUCGUCAAGUGUACCCUUUACGUGGCUCAUUAAAAAUGAUUAAAACUUCAACCUUGACGGGUCAAUACUAUAACUCUUUUUCAUUUUAUGGCCGCUGAGUAUUUUUACCAUCACCAUAGCAACGUUAUAAUUCUCUUAAAAUAUCCUUAAUUUUAGCUUUACGCGCAUACAACUCAAAGGAGUCUGUGACUCUCACAUUUUGUUUGUGAAUUAUGACUGAAAGUCAAUAUGUACCUUUCUACGUCAUCUUAAAAAUUUCUGUUGAGACGGUUCGGAGCCACCUAAAAUGUUUCCAAAAUUCAAGGAAUUAAGUGACUAUAUCUGGAUUCUGGUAUCAUGUAAGGAUAACCAGCGACGUGGCUUAUAAACGUAACACAAGUGAAGUUUUUAAAAUAGCUAGUGAAGUUUCUAUUGUAUUGCCCUUUUCAGCUAGUAACUGCUCUUAUCCAAUAUGGAGGAAGAAAUGUUCGAAGCAGUGAUCUGUUCGGUCAAAACAAAACUCCCUUGUCUCUUACCAGAAGGUUCUUUAAAGGAUUAAAGGUAUGUCUAUGCAUCUGUUUGAACAUCACUUUUCAAAAAGAAUUCAAGACGGAACAGGAAAUUGAAUAAUUUCAAUUUGCAGUGGACAAAAACCUUGUGCCAGAAUAAUUUAAACAACAUCGCAUUCUUUUUUACAUUUUUUAAGAGCUAUAGAUUUAAUUCUACCCCGUACCCAGACGUCUCUCUUUCGAUGAAAAUGUGCGCGGAAAGGAAGGCGGGAAGGAGACAACGGACGAGACGUCGCUUCGCCUGCCGUCUGUACCCUUCCCAUGGUCCCUUUUGCGGUUCAUCACCAGUCACUCGCGUUUCGCGCUCGCCUCUGCCAUUUGAAAAUCGAAGCGCCUGAGGAGGAGGCUGGACUUAAUUAGUCAUCUGUAACAACACCAAAGACUAUUUCUCAUGGGUGCCCGAGAGAAAAAAUGUCAAAUUUCACAAGAAUUGUGAAAACACAGCUAAAAUUCUGAAAAUUUCAUGUGCAAGGUGUCAUUUUGUGAAAUUUGACAUUUAUUUCCCGGGCUCUCAUGAGAAAUUUUCUUUGGUGCUAUUACAGAUAACUAAUUACAUCUAUAACCCUUGAAAACUGUCAAAAAAGAAUACAAUAUUAUUUAAAUCAUUCUGGUACAAGGUUUUUGUCUACUGAAUAUUAAAAUUACUCAAUUUCCUAAUGGAUUCCUUCUUAAAAACAUUUUUAAAACCUACAUUUAAAGACUUGCAUUAGAAACCGCGCUCUUAUUUAUCCGUUACAUUUAUCGCCGACUCGCCUUCAGCGUUGAAAUUUAUGUACUUUUGUUCGCUUUCUGUUGCUGUUGUUGCUGUUGUUGUUUAAGUAUUACCUAAGUUGUUUUUAUUUUUACCAUGGGUUUUGCCAUUACUGCAUUGCCUUUUGCCGUUGUUACGGUUGUUGUUGAGGUUAACUAAGGCUUUGUUCACGCUGUACCGGUUAGCUCUUACACUUGCACGAAAGUCAAAAUAUAUAAAAUAUCAGCAAGACCACACCGACAAACCAAUGAGUGGUGCUGGAUCUCCCUGUUGUAGACCCGGAUCAGUACAAUAACAACUUGUAGAAAAAUAUGAAACAGCAAACUGAUCCUUACGGCAAGGCGAUGAAAAGUCAUACCAGAUAUGGCUUCUGUUGACACACGACGUCCCAGGACGGGAAUUUCGGCGCGAAUUCUGUAAAAUAGGGACCUUACUAUCCGACAACGGCGACGUCCAUGAAAACGUCGCUGAAAAACAGACUUCGCAUCAUUUUAAACUUUUUCGCGAUUAUCCCAAUUCGCCCUGUUACUUAAAAGAGGGGGAUUUUGGCUGAAGCUGAAGAGAGGCGAACGCGCUCAAGUUCGGACAGAGAUGGUAGAAUUUAUCGCCUUGCCCUUCCCGUUCCCAAGUGAACUUAAAAUUUGGUCAUUUCACGUCGUAGUUGUACAGUGAAGACAAAGAAAUGUACAAAAAAGCUUGAUGCAAGUGCAGAGUUGUUGUUUUGCUCAUUAAGCCGGUUUUUUUAUGUUUCCGUUGCCCUGGUCGUCGUGGUUUGCCGCGCCGAUCUCUAUAGGGGAGCCAGUCAAAUAUAGGAUUGGUGCUCAUACUAUACAUAGAUUUUCGUGUCGGCAAGAAAAACGAUCGAGUAUUGGUGUGAACAUGACCCUAAUUCAAACAAAUUGUACUUGAAAUUUCAGGGAGUGGAGAACAUCUAUACUCAACACUCUCCACUGCUUUCUGAAACACUAGACAGCCUGAUAAAAGGGAAGCUUAAAGAAAGUUUUUUCCCUUACCUGGGGUCGUCAGUUCUUCGAGACAGGUAAGCGCUUACCAGAAACAGGUGGUAAGAAAAAACGGAGUUUAAUAAGACCCUCUGUGCUUUAAUAAAGAAUACGUAACUGUCGCGCCUAGUGCCUUUUAAUUAAUGUGGGGCAAUUUUCAUUUCAGUGUCGCAAUUAGGGAACUUAAACAAGAGCAAGUCUGAUGUAUAUUCAUUGACACUUUAAAAAUUAUAAGUCACUUUUACAUAAAUGACAAAUAAAACAAAAAGCGGCAAUAUCUUUGUUGUUAAAAACUGCCACUCUUUUUUAUUACAAAGCGCAAUCGUUGUCCUCAUAGUAAUAUUACAAAGUGCCAGCGGAUGUUAUAAUCAAGGCCUAAGUUUUCCUCAAAAUUUGGCUGCUUGUUUUUAUGUGCGACAAGUGGAGCGGUUAUGAAGUAUUACAGCUGUUUUAUUUCAUAGUUUUAUUAGCAAACGUAGAUGGCAUUAGUUGUGCAAGUUAAAGGUAAUCUGCCAAGUGAAUAGUCAAUGCAAGAGCUUAUUAUACAUUGGCACUACCUGAUAAAAGCAGUGACAUCUGAAGUUGAUUUUUUUUGUUCGUGAAAUGGAGGCCUUUAUAAACAAUUAUUGCAUGAAGUUUUUUGUGAUAUCAGGAAUAAUCAAUUUCAAGGCAAGUGUUACCGAGACCUUAAUAAUUAUUUAAUUAUACACUGUUUUGAAGAAAAUAACGACAAACACACCGUCGUACGGAAAAUAGUUUGACGUUGUUCUUGGAAAUCAUGCAUUUUGCGCACAUCUUACAGAUUAGUCAGUUAUCUGGAAGCAGAUAACUAACUAAUCUGUAGGUUGCGCUGAUUUCCAAACUUCACUGUAGGCUCUUAGCCAAUGAGAAGACAGAUGGUAAGUAUAAUGUAUAAUGAUAUCUAAAAUUGGAACAAUGAUACCAGACAACUGAAACGGAUUCAUAGAUAUCCCAAAUCGAUACAAUGAUAUCUGAACAGGUCCAGUAAUAUCUAACAUUUCCGUGUGUUCAUGAAUGGGUUGCAGAAUAAUAGUUAACUUGCGAGUCACCUUAUAAUAAUACAUACAUAUCGGUAUAUUUUUUCACAUUUAUUUCAUAUUUGAAGAAUUCUGAUGGAUAUAUAUUUAUAUUUCUACUUUUUAUUUAAAACAGCGCCAACUGAUAAAAUUACCGUGGUUUAAUAAAAUACCUAUCUUGCACUUGACCAAGAGUUCGAGGUUGAUUACAAGUACGAGUUUUCGAACAAAAUUCGCGCGCCUCACUCGAUUUACUUAUCACACGACUCUUAUCCCUAACGUUAAUUAUAUAUGCUAGUCAGCAACAGAAAAGGGUUAUAGUUCGGGGAAUGAAAUUAACCCGAAAUUCCAAAGUAGAACAGGAACUCGAUGUGCUACUUAGUUAAAUCUAAAGGUCGCUAGUUAAUCACCCUUUACCGAGUAAGAUUUUCUCGUCAUCUUUCACUGUAUUUCCUCACGUGUGAAUUGUGUUCUUUUCAAGGCCCCAAGAAAUUAUCGUCUUUAUGGUGGGAGGUGCAACCUAUGAGGAAGCAUAUGCUGUUUACAACUUAAACAAGACGCUACCCGGAGUGAAAAUAGUGCUAGGCGGUACGACAAUUCACAACUGCAAGAGGUAAGCUGUCCUGAUUGCUAAUUUAAGGGAGCCUUAUCAUACUCCCUAUACUGGACUAUACGGGGUGGCUCCUCCCGAUAGGGACGGAUUCCUUUUCCAAGCUUCAGGUAUAUGAAAGGCUAAUGAUUUCAGUACUUGAAGUAUCUCAGUGAAAAGGUAGGAAAAUCUGUCUUUUUUUCGGUGAAAAGACCCAAAAGGGUUAACAAGCAGUAGCGGAUCCAGAGGGAAGCCCCCCCCCCCCUUUAUGUUUAGAUGAAACUGAGGCCCAAAGGGCCGAAAAAAAAUUUUCGCAGACCGGUUCCCCCCCACCUCCCCUUAUCUAAGGGUCUGGAUAACCGACCCCACCCCAUAUCUCAAGGUCUGAAUCCGGUACUGACAGUUUAAUUUUAUGUCUGUGAAAAAGUCCAAAAAACGUUUUGGUUUUGUGAUUUAUUCAUAUACAAAGACAAAGGUCUAAAAAUGGUAUGUGAAAGCGGUGUGAGAAAAUUAUUGCGUCAUUAUCGCGGUAAAACUCGUCACGUGAUCUGAGAACUGAGUUUUGUACAAGAGUCUUGGAACUGUGUAGUCGUCCGGAGUCGUGGAGCUGAUCGAGAGUGUAGAUUGAGUGUAGAUCAUCGACAUUUUACGCGAGUUGAUGUCGGUGAAUCCUUUAAGUGUAGAACAGAGUACAGAAUUCUAAAAUAUGAACAUGUGAAGAAAUAUACUUUCAAUGAAUUAACGCUACAGAGAACUGGUUCAUCACACAUAAUUUCUGACAAGCAGUACCAUUUGCCAAAAGAAGGUAUACGAAAGGGGUAACUUUUCGUCAAAAAUGGUAUAUAAAAGGGUAGGGGUUGACCUUUUGUUUGUUUCCAAAGAUCUCUUUUUGUUGUUGUAUUAUUUAAGGGUGAUAAAAUAUGCAAAGUAAAACAAGACGUUGUUAACGUCUUAAAAUUAAAAAUUCAUCUUGGCUUGCUAUUUUCAAGCUUGUCGGUGACAACAUUUAAAACUGAAAAGCGUGAUAACCAAAACGACGUACCUUUCUGCUGACUUUCCAAUUUGUGACAAAAAUCGCAGCUUCCGUCCAUUAUCUUAAAAUAUUCGCGCUCCAUUUGUAAAUCGUUUUAUAUCUCAACAGAAAUUUUUCGUUACCUUUUUUAUGUGGAGAAAAAUGUUGAAGCAGUGACAAACACAGCUGGGGAUAUAAUCGCCUUAGGUUUUGCUGUGAAAUCUCCGUUUCUUGCCAAAGCUGCCACAGCAUUUCUUGUUCGAAGUACAUAUUUAAUCAGUUGUUUAAAGUUUCACAGUCCUUAUUUUUAUAUGAAUUUAUUAAAAGAGGUAUACUUUUUAUUGUUCGCUGCAAGAAAAAAAUCGCCUAUUAGUUAUUUAUUUGUUUGUUUAUUGAUUUAUUGAUCGAUCUUUUUUGGAAAAGACAACGCCUAGUGCAAGCUAGCAAAUGAAGUGUGCGCUAAAUCAGUUUACAUUUCUAACAUAAAAGAAUUGAUUGACAAGACAGAGUCAUAGUUUUUACUCCAAUUUUUGUCUUAGUUAGUAUAACAAUACGAACUCUUCCCCCCUCCCCUUUCACCAUUAGCAAACUUUAAUCUAAACGAUUUUAAAGUUUUUUUUAAUACGUGUUACAGUUCAGCAGUCCAACCACACUUUACUCAACAGAGGUAUUGCUCAUGAAGCGAUAUCAUUAUUAGUUUGAAUAUUCCUGUGGCGCCAGAAGGCUAAGUACCUUUCUGUUAAGAAAAGAACGAAGUCGCUUCUUCACGCACGCAACGUUUUCAAAUCCUGAUGGCGUACAUGUAACCGCGAACAGACACGUACACCCUUGGUCGCUGUAGUCUAAUCCGUUAGAGCUGUGGUUUUAAUAAUUUGCCACCUGAAAGACUGAAACGCCGUUUGCGAGCAGUUUUAUUCUCAGUGAUCACACCCCGUGUUUCAUUUGAAUAUUCGAAGGUUAGAACUACUUUUUUCAAAACAGUAAUACAGCACUUGUCAUAGCACAAUCAAGCAGUUUCAGUUCAGUGAAUCAUGACAUUUGGGAGUAGAAUAAAUGUUUCGAACAAGCGAUUUGAAAGGUUGGCUUUUGAAAAGUUUGAUAAACGGAUACAUGGCAAGGAAGGAAAGUUAACACUAUAAGGGAACUUUCUCCAGAUUUAUCCCUUUCGUCUUGGCUUUUCUUACAUGUACUUUCUUACUUUACAUGCAUCUUUUGUUUAAAUAUAAAAUCAAUUUAUGCGGCAAAACCUCUCUAAUUUACCACUCUCUUGUACGACUAUCUCCUUAAGCGGCAAUCGUUAUAAAAAUCCUUCUUGAAUUUAAAAUUUUUAAUUCAAUCAGUGCAUAUGACAACUUCUACAAACCCUGGUCAUUUCGCCGCAAGUGAGCCUGUUGCUAACUCCAAAGUCUAUAGUGCCUUACAGGAGUCUGAUUCGACCACAACUACAAUAUAUAAACGGCUAACCUUGAGAAGUCGAAUGUUGUGGUAAAAUUUUCGUUCGCUCUGUCUUAUUACGCCUCUCCGUCCCUCUUCGGCUUCUUACAAUUCUAAAGACCAACAAUAGCUCUCCUCUGAAUAUAUACGAAGCUGUCAUGUCGUAAGGUUUGCGUACAUUAAGCUGCUCUCGUAUGUUAUGUACAGUUGCAGCCCCGGAAAAUCGUGACAAAACUGUAACAGACUGUCAUUUUUUGCCACUUUUAAAUUACAUCUCAGUAAACACAAUCUAGAAGAAUUUCCUGUAUCUUCCGCCUCGGCUUUGUGACAAUUUUGUCUGAAGAACUGAUGAAUGAAUGAAAAAAAUUACAUUAAAUACUCGGCUCCCUUUUAACGUAUGAAUAAAAACGCCAGUCACGAAUUGAUAUUCGUGUGUCGCCGCAUAAUUGUCGUGAUGUUUCUUUUUCGAGUAAUUUGAAACAUCUUGUAAUGAUUUUCCUUUGGCACAAACAAAAACAAUUUUUUUUGUCUUUUGAUCGAAAUGACAUUUGAUGCAGCCUUAGUGACCCUACUCUGAUGGGCGGUCACGUGUGGAAGAUUCAAGUGUAUGAGGAGUUCACCCUUUCCUUUCUAAUUUGAUGGCUAAAAUAUUCAGAAAAAAAUACUCAUUUUUUUGUAGAAUCCUGAAAAACAAAUAAUACCAUGGGAAAGUUCUACCUAAGAGGUUUCAUUUGAAUGGUAACACCAUAGGAUUUCACCAACAGAUUUAAAAGUUGAAGUGAAAAAUAACCUGACCUUAACGUUCUCUACGAACAGUUUGGCCAGGUCUAGACAACAGACUGUCUUAUUACUGAACUUGAUUCCAAUUUUGGCCGGUAACGAAACCGAACGUAAAGGUUCCCGGCUGUAUACUUGUUAAUAUUGCCAAUGUCGCCUCCUUUCGCUAUUUAACAGUUAACGUUGGCGGCGAAAUUACUUAUAAAUGACAAAAUCACAGCUUUGUGUCAAUGCAAAUAUGCCUCCCAAGUUUGUCCAUCUGCGCGUGCUUUCUUUUCUAUUUAAUGUGUUAUUUUCACCUAGUUUAAUAUUUUCAGCGCUAAUUUUAUAUUUCACUCAAUUUGAUGAUAGCUCCCGCUGUUUGAAUUUUGAUAAAUCUCGUGACGAAACCCCGGCCUUUAAUAAAGUUGGGUCGUGAAAUUGCCAUUAUAUACGGUAUUGUAUAUAUAUUUUAUUAUGAACAAAGUUCGGCAUAUGAAAAGGGCGGAAUUCCCGACUGAGCCUGGUGGCGGCAAGAACCGGCGACUCCAAACUUUUGCUGCUCUUAAUUUCAAAACGAAUUAGGUUCGAUGGCGCAGGAAAAGAUUUGAAGCGUGCUCUACGAUAGAAAGCGUUCGGUUAAAACUCUAAGCUCUACAAUGCUGUUUGUUUUUUUGGGGGGGAGGGGAGGGAUUCAAACGAUAGUUUCCUCAGCUCUUUCUGUUUUUUUUUUUUUUUUUUUUGGCCAUUUGAUAACGUUCAAGAGAGAUCGUGAGGACGUAUCCCAUAAUCGCAUUUCUUUUCAGACUCUAUUUGAUGAAAAUAUAUCUAAACUAUAUCUCCUGAAUGAUGCUCUUGGCACGUGCUUUUUUAAAAUUUUAUUGUGACAGUGGGCACGAGAAAUAAAUUGGUAUCCUCAAAUUUAUCUUAGUAUUUCAUUUUCGAAUCUUCAAAGCAAUUUUCAGGCGGUCUGUUUAUUUUCCUCUUUAAAAGCUGCGAGCGUGUCAAACUAAUUUUCAUGUUUAAUUUGAGUUGUGCAAAUUUGAGAAAAUGUUCAACUGGAAACUGAUCUAAUUAGACUAACAAACUCAUUACGAGUUAUAUGUGUUUUGAUACCUCUUAAUAAUGUUGGUAAAUUGCUAAGAGUAAAUAUCAGACAUCUAGGAAAUUUAUUACAUGUAGAUAUAAAUAUCGUGGCCCUGCAAAUGUGAUUUAUGCAGCGCUUAUAUAGUUCUUCUAAUAUUGAUUUACGCCUUGUCAAAAUACACAAUGUCCAAUAAAUCAAUACAGACACUCUGUGCGCAUUUCUGUAAAAAUAAAUAAAAUAGAUUCUAUUUUCAGAAAUCAAUCAAUCAAUCAAUCAAUUUAUUAACGUCAAUACGUGGGAUGGGGUUGCCCCGAUCAUCCAAGCCAGAGGCUCAUGUAUAAAACGUAUGACAAGAAAGAUAAACAUCUCGAGCAUUGGACAGGAAAAAAAUUUGUUUUCCCUUUGGAAUUAGAGCCGGGGGGGAUACUCCUCUCCAAAUGACGGAGUGCUCGUCGGAACAUUUCGGAAACAACCUGGAAAGGAACUAGAAUCACGCCUUUUGGUGGGCGUGGCCCAAGUUCAUUGUCACCUCUAAGAGCUACUAAAUUUGAAAACACAAAUUAACAAACACUGACAAUUUUUAAUAGCAAUAAGUAUUAUUCAGUUGACUGAAGAAUAUCUCUCUAUUUUUAUGGCUCAGUAUAAACCAUAUUAGUAAAAUCCAACUGGUCGUCUAUUAUCAAUUCUUCGUUCUGGUUGGUUGAGCUACUACUAGGCCAUAUGUUAUAGCCCACAAGUAGAGAAUAGCGCCGGCUUUGAAAACCAAACCAAUGGCGGCUGAAUCGCGUUCAGUGCUAGCUAAAGUUGUUUUGUCUCGAUAUUUUUGACCAGCUAGUUGGAUUUUACUAAAAGAAUUAUUCCUCUCGCCCUCAUGGCCUCUGAGUUAAUAGCGCAUUCGGCCUUCGGCCUCAUGGGCUAUUGACUCAGUGCCCAUUCGGGCUCGAGGAAUAAUUGUUACGUAUUUGCCAUAAAGCACGCAUAAAUAAAAAGGUACUGCGAAACUCCGUGUUUAUUUUAGAUUUUAGCAAACUAAGCGUUACCCAUCCACAAUUUUACCCCAUAAAAUAAAUGUACGAUGUACACCCUCGUCAUUUAAUAAGGAUACCCCUAACUGUGAGGCGCUCUACCCACUACACCCUGGAAAUACUCAUGAUAAACAUAGUCGAACGCGAGGCGCGAAAGACGAGCGUAGACCCCUACCCUGGGGUUUCCUAAAAUUUUUCAAACUUGAGCGCUGAAGCAUCAAAUCUCCUGGUCUGUACGACAGAACAAAAAAAGCCUCUGAAAACUGAACGAACAUGGAUAUCCUUUAAACCCAAGAAAGAAUGACCUAAAAACCUUUUUGCAGGUAGCUUUUCUGUUGAUUCUCUGUUUACAUAACUACUCUCACUGCAUAAUUAAUUAGCUCAUUGCAGGGAUUUUGUAUAAUCUGCGCGCAUUCCCCUCGAAAUCGCGCGUGCUUGUAGGGGUUGUAAUGCUCUGCAACCCUCGACUAUAAAUUAGGCCGUGCUGCCUAAAACGUGGUCAUUUUUAAUGAUCGUGAUCCGGGACCACGGCCAAUUUUCGCGACCCGCCCACGUCCCCUGGUUGCGGUUGACAACUUCAGUCGCAGACUUUUCCCAUAACUUAAUAUUACGCGGUGAGGUGAUGAGUAUGCAGUGAGGAUAUAUUACAAAAUAAACGUAACGCCGAUUUUCUUUCUCUUCUGUUCUCAGUUUUCUAGAAGAAGUCCUGCAUUCUACUGGUCACGGAGCGGCAUCUAGAGCCCGAGUGACUUCAGCCAGCGGAAACUACAGAUCAUCUUAUACAUCUUCUUUCUUUUGAACCAUACAAACUAUGCAGGGCUGGAAGUAAUCUGAACAUUUGAUAGUCGUGUUUUCUUUUUCUAGCAUCCUUUACAUUCUGUUCUUCAUAGCUUUGCAAAGUGAGCCCAACAGGCGGUAUACUGUGUUAUUAUUUCAAAUAGAUGAAAUAUGCUCUCUUUUAGAAUAAUCAUGGAGCAAAAAUCGUGAGAAGCCGUCACGGACCGCGAGGGGCUACCUUCAUGAACUCUUGAACACCCUAAGGCUAUGUAAACACUAUACUGCAUACCGUAAAAUUCCGAAAAUAAGCCCCUCCAUGUAUAAGCCCCUCCAAAUAUAGGCCCCCCAAACUCGUAACGCAAAAAACCCUCCGUUAAAUCGCCCCUCCGAAUACAAGCCCUUCCUGGAGCUUGUACUUGGAAAUUGCCCUCAAAUACAAGCAAUACAAAGCAAAAACGGUAAAUUUCCUAACAACUAUAAGGUUAGCCCAAUCGAUUUUGAAACGCAAAUAAGCCCCUCCGAAUAUAAGCCCCUCAAAAAGGACCUUUGAACAAAUACAAGCCCCGGGGCUUAUUUUCGGAAUUUUACGGUACCUUUUCCGGCGUGACGCCACGGAAAGCUAUACGGCAUAGUAUGAACAGCAAGCGGCCCAGGGCGGCACAAAUAGUUCACACACAUCGAGCUCGACGCCGGCGCGGUUGGCCGAGAGGGUUUGGUACGCUUAAUUCCAGUCCUCACUCCAGAAUAUUAAUUUCCAUUUCAGUGGGUUCCAGGUCUCGCUCCUACUUAUUUACUUCUGGUGUUCACACUGCACCAAAGUCCAGUAUGGUUUUCGUGGCGGCACACCGUGGUCAAACGUCUAAAUCGUUAUUUUUGUUUUUUAUUGCUGGGAUUUCAUUUACCAGUUAGAGAAAAAUGGGCAAAGAUGUAUAAAUCAGUUAGUCAACAUAACUAUCUUUCCAUUUUUCUCAAAACUUUGAGAUUUUUUGCUGAAAACGCUUCGCGCUAAAAGAGAAUCAUGUUUGAAAAUGGCGCCGAUAAUAACGACAGCAUCGGUUUUCAAUCACUUAGAACUUUUUUAGUAAACUUUAAAAAAGUUUAGUAAACUAACAGGAUGUUGGUAAUACCUUAAACUUUCGAUAGUGAAAGUAGCAACCUUAACUUUGAAGUAUUUCGCUUAACUUUUGCAAAUUUCACUCGUCUGACCGCUGUGUUUCGUGGCGGCGCGUAUAUAACAAUCGAAAUAUCAAAAAUUCGAACAUAAUCCUCAUCCCC
This is a messenger RNA of Porites lobata, 32123 nucleotides long. The record is from the annotation of a GenBank genome assembly. Lineage: Eukaryota; Metazoa; Cnidaria; Anthozoa; Scleractinia; Poritidae.